CGCCCCGCGCGACGCUCCGGCCCUCGCCUCGGUGCCCGCGCGCGGAGGCCGGAAGUGCCGGUGCCGGUACCGGAGGGUGGGGGUAGGGGUCGGGGUGGGGAGCGCCCCCCGCUGACCUGGUACCGCCGGGGAGGGUCCCGGGAGCCGCCCCGCCCAUGGGCGUGGCCGUGGGGUGGGGCUGGGCGUUGUCCCACGCGCUGCUGUGCGCCGCCUGCCUGCUCUGCGCGCGCCGGGCCCGCCAGGUGACGGGUGGGCCGGCGGCCGGGUUCCUGCUGCAGGCGCUGGCGGCGGCGAGCGACGCCCUGUCCCCGCCCUGGCCGGGGGGGACCCCGCGAGGGGACCUGGACCCCCACCCGCCGCGAGGGGACCCAGACCCCCACCCGCCGCCCGGCGCUUGGGUCUCGGCCGUGCUGGGACAACCGCUGGUGGCCUUCGGCUUCCACCGCCUCAGCGGCGACCGGGCCACCGGCAACCUGCUGCUGGGGAGCGCCGCGGCGCUGGCCCCCGCCGCCGCGCCGCUGGCCGCCGAGGCGCGUCUCCUGGCCGCCCGCGCCGUCGCCUUCCUCACCGCCGCCAGCACCCUCAGCCUCGCCCUCCUCACCGCCAACGGCUUCGGCGCGCUCGGGAGCCUCCUCCUCCUCGCCGGGAACCUGCUGCCGGCGUCGCCGAGCGGCCCCCGGCACGACGGCAACCCCUGGGUGCUGGCGGCGGGGAAUCUGGCGCUGGAGCGAGCGCUGCGGGGGCAGCGGCGGCUGGGUGGGGGCUGAGCCCCGGCGGGUGCCGAGCCCCGGUGGGUGCCGGCGCCGAGCCCCGGUGGGCGCAGUAAAGCCGGACGCUUGCGGCGAGUCUCCCGUA
Messenger RNA from Phalacrocorax carbo (great cormorant), 855 nucleotides. The record is from RefSeq and is a predicted model, not a curated record. Lineage: Eukaryota; Metazoa; Chordata; Aves; Suliformes; Phalacrocoracidae.